UACGAAGACCCCAUAGUCCGCUGCGCUCUCGCGUGAUUCGUUUUCUCCUCUGUUAGCUAGGGCGUUGGGCCCCAUUUCUUUUGCUUCGAAUUAUUUGUGCUUGCAUUGCCUGUUGAACGUAUUAGAUCGCUUUUUUAUUUCUUGGAGAUCGUCGUCGAAUCGUGAACAGUGUGGGAGGGUCGGUAAUUAUCGUGGACAAAGGCGGGUCCAUUCUGUGUGGACCCUGGCUUCAGCAACAUAUGAGAGGAAGUUUGUCGCGCCCUGGCGACGGGUCAUGACCUGAUGUCGUUAUCCCUCGCGCCCUGCUCUGAGGGCCGCCGCCGUCAGCACCACCGCCAGCGCCGCCGCCGCCGCCGCCGCCCCGGAUGCGUCGGCCGCGGCCGCCGUCUAGCCAUGGCGUCCUCCAGUCCCAGCCAGGAGCGGCCGUACGACUACCUGCUCAAGAUCCUGCUGGUGGGCGACAGCGACGUGGGCAAGGGCGAGAUCCUGAGCCGGCUGGACGCCGAGCCGACCGACUCGCCCUUCAGCUCGCUCACCGGACCCGACUGUAAGACCACCAUGAUCCUGCUGGACGGAAAGCGGGUGAAGCUGCAGCUGUGGGACACGUCGGGCCAGGGUCGCUUCAGCACCAUCCUGCGCUCCUACUCGCGCGGCACGCAGGGCGUCCUGCUCGUUUACGACAUCACCAACAAGUGGAGCUUCGACAGCAUGGACCGCUGGCUCAAGGAGGUCGACGAGCACGCCCCCGGCAUCCCCAAGAUCCUGGUGGGCAACCGCUGUCACCUGGCCUACAAGCGGCGCGUCUCCCUCUCCGAGGCCGAGGCGUACGCCGCCGACAACCGCAUGGCCUUCUUCGAGAUGUCGCCCCUCUGCGACUUCAAUAUCCUGGAGAGCUUCACCGAACUCAGCCGGCUGGCGCUCUACCGCAACGGCAUGGAGCGGCUAUGGCGAGCAAAUAAAGUGCUCAGUCUGCAGGAGCUGUGCUGCCGGGCGAUCGUGGCCCGGACCACCGUGUACGGCAUCGAUCAGCUGCCGCUGCCGGGCGCGCUGCGCGGCUACCUCAAGUCGUACGCCGAGUGUGGCUACCGCACGCUGCGGCCGCAGCGCGCCGGCUCACAGCGCGCCAAGCACCGGCGGCGCAUCAUCACGCCGCAGACGUACCUGGCGGCAGUGAGUUCGUUCGGCGCCCAGCAGCCCCUGCCGCCGCCGCUGGCCGCCGGCGACACGGCCCAGGGCUGCAGGAACGGCUCGCAGCUGUUCGAAUACCUGUAUGGUUGGCGGUACGCGGCCGACACCGAGGCCGGAGAGCCGUGGGUGCUGCUGGCCGAGCUGCUGGCUGACCGAGACGUCACGCAAGCGGUGGAAGGCGUGGGGCCGGGCGGCGGGCGCCGGCGGCGGAGGCGAGCCCCUCCCCGAGCUCGAAAGGCCGGCACUCGGGCCCAUACCAGACCCGGCAGACCGCAGGACGGCGGCCAGCAAGACGAGAUGGAGAUGCGUCAGUCAGUCGCCUUUCUGGGCGACAUCGCGUUUACCUUGCCCCUAAUCACCUUCGACGUGCCGUUCACGGGCGUGGAGAUACCAAUGCUUGACUAUGAUUCUCGUGACUAUUUCACUGUGUGAUCCGCCGGUACGCUGAUGCUGGUGCUGUCGUGUGCUGGCCGCGAUAUUAGCAAUGAUUUUGGUGCGGGCGACCGGGCGUGUGAAAGGCGCGCUGUUGGCACCUAAUGGUGGAAUUUUGGAUCGAGCUUCCGCGUUUGAGGCCAAAGCAAGCGCGCGUCAGCUUCCGAGGACCAGGGU
Molecule: messenger RNA, 1797 nt
Organism: Pollicipes pollicipes
Lineage: Eukaryota; Metazoa; Arthropoda; Thecostraca; Pollicipedomorpha; Pollicipedidae
Gene: Rab40
Product: RAS oncogene family member Rab40
Exons: 7
Coding region: 283-1620 (445 amino acids)
Biological process (GO): intracellular signal transduction
Molecular function (GO): GTP binding; GTPase activity
Source: RefSeq, a predicted model, not a curated record